Onychostoma macrolepis is the source of this 10216-nucleotide messenger RNA. It is a transcript of the gene rimbp2b, whose product is annotated as RIMS binding protein 2b. Gene Ontology annotation, molecular function: G protein-coupled receptor activity; protein binding. The record is from RefSeq and is a predicted model, not a curated record. The transcript has 54 exons. Lineage: Eukaryota; Metazoa; Chordata; Actinopteri; Cypriniformes; Cyprinidae. Gene Ontology annotation, biological process: neuromuscular synaptic transmission; cell surface receptor signaling pathway; G protein-coupled receptor signaling pathway. Gene Ontology annotation, cellular component: membrane. The coding region runs from base 503 to 7591 and encodes 2362 amino acids.
UGAUGCUCAUGGGAUUUUACCCUGGACACAGCAGCUGUGAAAAUCUCCCUCAACCACACACAUUAUUUAGACAGUCUGGAUACUGUCAGGGAAAUCCAUAUGCACUUCCACUGUAUGAUGAGAGCCGAAUAAAUGCCUCUCGUGACAUGACACUUUUAGGACAUCCUAUCUCUGCUAUUGAGCUGUGAGUGAGUGGGCAGAAGCACAGACAUUAUGUAACUGAAAUGUUCCUGCCUCAGAGACAGUAAGAGAGCAUCCACACACACACACACAUGAGAGAGAGAGCCAGUGAGAAAUAAAUAAAUUAAAAUCUCACCUGACCUGGUUAGGGUGAGUGAAUAAAGAGAUGAAGCUGAAAGGGGAGACAGUGAUUGUUUGUAACAGUGAUGAGACAGUCAGUGCUUUUCUCUCAUUCUGUGUGUGAGUCAUUGUUUGACUGAGCAGCAGCAGCGUACUGGAAACCACAGAGAAGGACAAGAAAACGUGAGUGCAUGCAUAGGAGAUGAUGGGGGUUGAAAGGCAGUGUGAGGUGGAGGUACUGACACAGUCCAAAAGAGAUUUACAGUGGGUCCAAAAACAGCUGUCGAUCAUCUCUAACAGAACCAAUGGACCAGGCAGGACCAAGGAUAAGAAACUGAGGAAUGAGGUGUUUCCAUUGCGUUUAUCUGAGUUAUCGCCUCAACAUGUGGAAGCAUACCGACUGCUAGAGGACCGGAAACACAAACUCUCACACGAGACUGCCGCCCUCUACCUGCUUCGACAACAGCACAAACUAUUGGAGACUGAGAUCAGCAGGAAGAGAAAGGAGUGUGAAGUCCUUGAGGAGGAGGUGAAGAAAAAGAGCCAGUCAUGUCAAACUCUGGAGAGUGAGCUUCAGCAUGUUCUGCAGGAGAAAGCACGUUUGAAUCUCCGCUUGUUCAACGAUACCCAGAAGGCAGCAAAGUAUGAGCAGGUGAAAAGUGAGUAUGAACAGCUGCAGGAGGCUCUGUACACUGUGACAGUAGAGAGAGAUUGCGCUCUGUUGGAGAGGACUGAGCUCCAAGGCAAACUGGAGAACCUAGAGCAGGUGCUGAAGCAUAUGCGAGAGGCUGCAGAGAGGAGGCAGCAGCUAGAAUUAGAGCAUGAACAAGCCUUGGCCGUCCUCAGUGCCAAGCAGCAGGAGAUUGACCUUCUGCAGAAGGCUCAGGUUGAGGCUAAGAAGGAACAUGAAGGUGCCGUCCAUCUGUUAGAGAAUCACUUGGACAGCAUGCAGCUGAGAAGUUUCCUUCGCACUAAGAACACAAUGCGAUUUUUGGCUAAAGUGAGAGAACUGGAGGAAAAAUGCCGGACGCAGAGUGAGCAGUUUAACCUGCUGUCAAAAGAGUUGGAGAAGUUCAGGUUGCAGGCUGGGAAGUUAGACAUACUGAGCAGCAGUCAGCUGACAGGGGGCGACUCGCCCGGCUCACCCACCAAACCCCUCACCCUCUCCCAGCUCCUCAACGGCCUCACUGCCCCCUCCGGGAAAGGUAAUGAGGAUUCCAUGAGUAAGAUCUCAGAGCUCAUUCGGCCUCUGCAGAUGACUGAGGGGGAGAAGGUAGAGCUCCUGUCUGUCAAACCCACCUUCCUGUCACGCAGCACACCUUCCAGCCCACGGCGGGCCUUCCUCUCAGAGGUGCGGCCCGUCAUCGCCACUGCUAUGGACAAAGAGCUCGGCUCGUCCCCCAGGUCUAAGUCCAGAUACACAGGCAAAGUGCGACUGUGUGUUGCCCGCUACAAUUAUAACCCUUAUGAUGGCCCCAAUGAGCAUCCUGAAGCAGAGCUCCCCCUGGUGGCUGGGAAGUACCUAUAUGUUUAUGGGACUAUGGAUGAGGACGGCUUCUAUGAGGGUGAGAUGUUGGACGGACAGCAGGGUCUCGUUCCCUCCAACUUCGUGGACUUUGUCCAGGAUGAGGAGCUCCCAUCAGUUCCUCUCUUGGACCGCAUCAAGGAACCGUCCUACCUCAACCACAGCCCCGCCUCCAUGCCCAGCAGUGCCGUGAGUACACUCAGUACGCUGCUCUCAGAGAAGCUGGACGCCCUGGGCUCGGGCACCGGGACAGGCACCAGCAGCAGCAGUGGGGUGAGCAGCUUGGGCAUGAGCAUGGGGCUGGGCAUGGACUUUCUGGGACCCUGCAGCAAUGGCACAGGCACGCUGGACGUGAACAUCGACGAGAUCGGAGAAGACAUCGUGCCUUACCCCCGCCGCAUUACCUUGAUCAAGCAGCUGGCCAAGAGCGUGAUCAUAAGCUGGGACCCUCCGGUGGUGCUGCCCGGGUGGACGCCCAUCAGCGGCUACAACGUGCUGGUGGAUCAGGAGGUACGUAUGAGUGUGCCCUUCGGCGGCCGCACCAAGUCUUUGAUCGAGAAGCUGAAUCUGGCCUCCUGUACGCACCGCAUCUCCAUCCAGAGCGUGACGGAGCGGGGGCUCUCUGAUCCGCUCCGCUGCACACUGCUGGUGGGGAAAGAUGUGGUGGUGGCACCCUAUUACCUUCGUGUGGAGAACAUCACGCAAGUAUCGGCUGAGCUCACCUGGAUGCCGAGCAACAGUAAUUACAGCCACAUGAUCUUCCUGAAUGACGUGGAGUAUGAUAUUGUAAAGCCUGGAGGGUACAAAUACCACUUCUACAACCUGAAGCCCAUGACAGUGUAUAAGAUACGGGUGGUGGCCCGGCCCCAUCAGAUGCCCUGGCAGCUUCCCCUUGAGCAGAGGGAGAAGAAGGAGGUCUCAGUGGAGUUCUGCACACAGCCAGCUGCUCAUCAUGCGUUCUUGCAAAAACAAGAUGGUACUUCAAGACUGAAUUGCUCCAGUGGUCCUCCUUUACCACCUCAGGAUGUGCAGGUUCAGAUGGGACAGACACCCGGGGUCUUGCAGAUCCGUUGGAAGCCUCCUCCCCUCACUUCUACUGGCACUUCCAAUGGAGCCAAUGUAAUUGGAUACAUAGUCUGCACUAAAGGUCAAAAGAUAGCAGAGAUAAUGUACCCCACAGCAGAUUUCGUUACGGUGGAACUGAACCGUAUCCAGUGUCUGGAAGCGCGGGAGGUCGUCGUGAGGACAAUAUCAGCACAAGGAGAGUCGCAGGACUCUCCCGUGGCCGCCAUUCCGCACAACCUCCUGGUGCCUCACCCCCACGGACACCUCCAGUCUCACCCUCAGACUCAACCGCCUCCCUACCCACAAGCCUACCCCCCAACCCAUCCACAACCGCACGUCCAGCCCCACUCCGUCCCACCAUCCCACUCUCAUCCACCACCCUCACACCCCCACGUCCACCCCUCGCCCUCCCCAUACCCCAUGUCUAAACCCAAACUCCUACCAAGUGCCAGAGACCCCCAUGCCAAAGAGCCAGAGAUGGGCAGGCGAAUGGGGCAGCCCUGGGAGCCGCAUCCCCGGGCUCCGUCACCCCUACCGCCCCCUUCGCACCCGGGACACACACUGGAGCCCCCUCACGUAGAGGGCCGGCGCUCACCCUCCCCUCAGAGGAUCUUGCCUCAACCUCAGGGAGUGCCCAUUCCCAACACAGUGGCUCGUGCUAUGGCCCGCCAGGCAGCGCAGAGGACCGCCCCGAACAGCAGGGUGGAAAGGAGGAACAUCUUUAGUGAGAGAGGUAACGCUCUGCAUUCAUUAAACUCAGACGAGGAAGAGGAUGGGUACGAUUCCCCUCACACCAGGCGAAGAGGAGCUUCUGUGGACGAGUUUCUCAGAGGUUCUGAGUUGGGCAGACACCAUCAUCACUAUAGCCACAGUGAGGACUACUACACCGAGAGCAGUCGGGGCUCCGAUCUGUCUGACAUCAUGGAGGAGGAUGAGGAGGAGCUGUACUCGGAGAUGCAGCUGGAAGAAGGGCGCCGCCGCAGCAUCAACUCACACAACACAUUAAAGAUUUUAGGGAGCUCUCCCUCAACGGGACGCUCGGAUCGACUGGACCAUUCCGGCCGUAGGACGAGUCACGGCUGUCCACCCGCUCAGAGAAGGCCAAUGACAGUCCCUUCCAUUGAGAUCACCGUGGAGAAUAACAGUGAGGGGAGUGAGGGGAACCUCUCACCUAUCAAGGAUGAUGUUUACUAUACCAAUGUAGCCCACCACAGGAAAUGGCCCCCACAGCGAACAGAGCACCGAUAUGAUGGUUAUGGAGGACGGGACCGGCGGUCUCCAGACUACUAUGAGUCAGAGCCAGAGGACUUGUCCCGAAUCUUUGUGGCCAUGUUUGACUACGACCCCCUGUCAAUGUCUCCUAACCCCGAUGCUGCUGUAGAGGAGCUUCCCUUCAAGGAGGGCCAGAUCAUAAAGGUGUUUGGAGAGAAGGACACAGAUGGAUUCUAUAGGGCAGAGAUCUGUGGCCGCAGGGGGCUCAUCCCCUGUAACAUGGUCUCAGAGAUCCAGACAGAUGAUGAUGAAAUGAUGGACCAGCUGCUCAAACAGGGGUUCCUUCCUCUCAAUACGCCCAUUGAGAAAAUAGUAAACUGUAAUAGGUUCAAAGAUGGCCGUUCAGUUAAUCGCAGGUCCAGGAAAUCCAAGAGAGAGAGGAACAAAAGGAGUGGAAGGCAGCACCCAGUGUCGACGCGGAGGAUGGUGGCCCUGUAUGACUAUGACCCCAGAGAGAGCUCUCCUAACGUGGAUGUGGAGGCCCGCUAUGGGGGCAGCUUGCAGAGUGAGGAGGCUGAGCUGACGUUUUGUGCCGGCGACGUGAUCACAGUGUUUGGAGAGAUUGAUGAGGAUGGCUUUUAUUACGGGGAGCUCAAUGGACACAAGGGUCUGGUCCCCUCCAACUUUCUUGAAGAAGUGCCUGAUGACGUGGAGGUUUACCUCACUAACACCCCGAGCCGUCACCCCCAGGACCACCCGUCCCGGACAAAGAACAAAAGGGUUCGUAGUGACGUUGUAUCACCGUCAAAACAUCCAGGCCUGCAGGUGUUGGCCACAGCUUCACACUACUGGCCUCUGGAUUCAGUGGAAGGGAUCCACGGCCUCUCAGACCAGAUUGGGAACAGAACAGGUCAUGUUAAUGGGACUAAUAUAACUGUCAGAAUCCACAACCACACUGUCCUGACUACCCAUAAUUCUUCCUCUGUGUAUACCAAUGACUCUGCCUACACUAACAUUUCCGCCACUGUAGACAUUGUAGAAGGAAUGGUGAAUAAGGGCAUCUAUCUGAACGGUGAUAAUGGGGCCACUUUCCUUCACUUUGGCAACUAUAAAGACUCCUGCAUAAGUGAUCCUGCUCUGUGUGGACCUGCCGGGAUAACUUUCUCCUUCUUCUGGAAAAAUAAUGAUGUAGAUUCUCGUUUUGCGAUUGCAUCCGGAGGUAAAAUCAUCUCAAGCGGUUUCUCUGUCUACUCCAACCCUUAUGGCGGAUACGUGGAGUUCUACACGAGAGGAGAUUCCAAGACAUGGAAGGCACAUAUUAAACUUCCAGGGCCCUACUGGACACACGUGCUCUUCACAUGGACCCAAAAGGAGGGGUUAAAGGUCUACAUUAAUGGGACAUUCAGUGUCGGAGACCCCACAGGAAAUGUUUCUCUUAACUAUGGCGAUCCCUAUGCUGACUUGGUCAUUGGCACAGGAAACACUGGGAAUUACAACCACUACGCCACAGGGGCCUUCGAUGAGUUUGUGAUUUGGGAGAGGGCCUUGUCCCCUCAGGAUAUCUGGAUGUACUACAAAGCAGCCGUUGGUGAAAAUGUGAUGUCCACCUUCCCAACCGAAGCAUCCAUCAACGUCACUUCUGCAACAGAUACUCAGUUAAAGAGAACCACAGAGAUGCCCCGACCUGCCUCCACAAACCUGACAGAGGAAGUUCAGAGAUUUCAGGACCCCAUGCGGUUACAAACGCUAGACCUCCUUCAGUCUCUAUCAUUUAACCUUCCAAACAAGAGUAUACCUCAGGAAACAGCCAACAAUCUUACACAGUCUCUACUGAAGAGUGUGGAUGAGGUCAUAACUGCCAGCGACUGGAGAGAAAAUGAUGAGUGGAGUCCAGUGGUCAAUGGGCUGGUGGAAACGGUGGAUAAAGUGAUGGUGCAUAUGGCAUCCAAGCUUCGGUCCAGCCCAGACGCAGAGGCUCCUCUGGCUAUAGGGGGCAAGAGCUCUGUAGCAGAUUACUCUCUAAUGAAGAUCCCUCAGAACUACAAUUUGCAAAGCUACCGGUUCCCCACACAAGGGAAGAGUUACAUCUCAGUACCAGGAGAGGCCCUCACAAUGCAGUCUCAGACCACGAUCGUGGGACUUUUCUACCACAAAAUGCACAACUACUACAAAAAAAUCAGCCCUCUACAAACAAGGAUAAAUGAGGCAGUGGAUUUUAAAGAUCAUAAGAUCCAGAUGGCCAGUCAUCUUAUUUCUCUGAAGGUGGAACCGUCUCCUGCCCUGUCACUCAACCUGUCCACUGAGCCGCUGAUCCGCAUCGUCCUCACGCAUCAGCUGAGUAAAGAACAGCAACUCCAGGCCUCAAACCAAAGUAAUAAAGUGUUCCUGUACUGCGCCUUCCUGGACUACAGCUCCAAGGAGGCUGUGUGGUCCAAUGAGGGGUGUGUGAGAGCUGAUGGAAACCUGUCCUUCUCUAUUUGCUUGUGUAACCAUCUGACAAACUUUGCCAUCCUUAUGCAAGUGGUUCCCAUGGAGCUCUCAAAGGCCCACAAGGUGGCGCUGUCCACCAUUAGCUACAUCGGCUGCUCUAUCUCUAUUUUCUGCCUGGCAAUUACACUGGUCACCUUUGCCGUCCUGUCGUCCGUUAGCACCAUUCGUAAUCAGCGUUACCAUAUUCAUGCAAACUUGGCAUUUGCAAUCUUAGUCGCUCAGAUCCUUCUGCUCAUCAGUUUCCGCUUCAAUCCCAGCACGCUCCCGUGUAAGAUCAUGGCCGUAUUGCUGCAUUUCUUCUUCCUGUGUGCGUUCGCCUGGAUGCUGGUGGAAGGGCUGCAUCUAUACAGCAUGGUGAUCAAGGUGUUCGGCUCAGAGGGCAGCAAGCACUUUUAUUACUAUGCCAUCGGAUGGGGAUGUCCUUUGGUCAUAUGUGUGGUGUCUAUGACCUCUUCACUAAACAGCUAUGGAGAGUCCGGCAAUUGCUGGCUGUCUCUGAAGAAUGGGGCGAUUUGGGCUUUUGUAGCCCCUGCUCUGUUUGUUAUUAUGGUGAACAUUGGCAUUUUGAUAGCUGUGACACGGAUCAUAUCCAGGAUCAGUGCUGAAAACUACAAGGUUCACGGAGACGCCAACUCUGUGAAGCUUACGACUAAAGCGGUGGCGGUACUCUUGCCCAUCCUGGGCAUAUCGUGGAUCUUUGGGGUCCUGGCGGUGAAUGACCACUCCCUGCUUUUCCAGUACAUGUUUGCAGUGUUUAACUCACUACAGGGGUUCUUCAUAUUCCUGUUUCACUGUCUGUUAAACUCUGAGGUGAGGGCUGCUUUCAAACACAAAACCAAAGUGUGGACUUUAACCAGCAGCUCAAUCCGCAACAUCAACGUCAAACCUUUCAACUCAGACAUAAUGAACGGCAACAAGGGCGGUGUGACUCCCACAAAGAUGAACACAUGGGACAAAAGCACCAACUCCGCCAACCGCAUAGAUUUGUCAGCAGUAUAAUGGCUUCUGGUCCAAACAGAGCAAGAGGACAACAGCAUAGUAUUUCUUAUAGAACAUGUGCCUUUCUAUAUCACACUUCAAAUGGACUUCAAAUGAUGAAAUAGCUACAAACACUUGCAGCUAAAUGUAGGAUAGUUAACUCACAACACAAAGUUCUCUGAUGUCAUUUCCUCCUGCUGAUGAGCUCUCUAACACAAACGUAGGAUGAAGACACACGGCCCAUUGUUGGGAUGAAGGAGUACAUGGUUUGCUAAAAAUGUGGUGUGCUGAGGAAAACACUAACUCUCACAGACAGGAGACUCUCCUGAGAUACAGUACCUGUACUGUAACAGUGUUUCCUUGCUUUGAUUUUUUUGGACCACACACUAGACCCGUGCUACAUUUGGACCACUGUUUGGCCAUCCUUUAAACAGAAGAAUCAUCGAGUACAAAGUCUGGAGAGUCUCAACUUUAAUGAGAACACUUUUGCAACCGGCCUGAGUGAAGUAGCGGCUUCUAUUAAUCCAUGUCCACCUGUCUAUCGGCUAUGGCUUAAAAUUAGACCUGGACGAGAAGUACAAUACUGGUGAAAAUCUCUGGAGAUCUUCCCCAUUAUUGUGAUGGUUUUCUCUCUUUUUAAAAAAAAAUAAAAAAAUAAAAAAUCUAGUAAUGUAAAUGGCACUUGUGUUAAACCAAAUAGGCUUUUUUCAAAAAGAGGUCAGUGAAAAUAAGUGAUGAACCUCCACAGUAUGUUGAUGGUCAACCUCAGAAGGUCAUUUAUAAUAUUGCACAACUUUAUUAUAUACGUGUGUGUGUGAGUGAAUGUGACUUUUUUUAAAAGUAAAAAAAAUCGUAUAAUAACAGGGUUGCAUGAGAACUAUGAGAUGCAGAUAAAUAAUACUGUUUUUGGUGAUUAGCAUAAAUGAAUUAAUAAAUUGUGUUAAUGUGUAAAUACUAAUAUUAAUUAUUAAAAUAAUAUGAUAUUAAAAAAUACAUUCAGUUUUAUACUACAAUGGAUAUGGCAUUGUUGUAUCGUUUAAAUAAUUUGAUGCUGUUGAGAAGGUCAAGACCUCUAAAGUUGGACAAGCCUUACAGACAUUUGGUGUGUUUCAUGCUAUAUUUCAUGUUAGAUAAUACUUUAUUGAAUAAUUCCUUAGAACAAUAAACAUGGGACUUGUGUCUCAGUAACUAAACACCUAAUUGUACCGUAUUCAUGCACAGUGCCAAAUAGUUUUCUCAUGUCAUGAUAUAUAUCAGUUUGCGUCAUUUCAUAAAGGUGGACACUUUUGUUAUGUAUAUAGCACAGACACACACAGCCAUGCGUAAUUGUGUAAUUGCGUAAUUGUCUGUAAUUGUGCCAUCGUAGACGUAUUUAUUGGUACCAAAACAGGUCAGUGUAUUAUUAAUGUGUCACCAUAAUACAGUAUAUCUUUAAAUUAUUGUUGUCAUGUUCCAACAAGACUUUGAUACUGCUUAAAAGAUCUUCUUAUUCAGUUUCAUAAUACUUAUUUUCUCAACAUUAUAGCUUAAUCAGCUAUUAUUUGUAGUUUGUGAGUGAAUGCCUUAGUGUUCAUGCUCUCCGCCAAGAACAAAUCGCAAAAGGUACUUUGUUUUAGUACCGAAAUUUCUCCCAAAUGAACAUUUAAAGGCCAAGUGCACUUCUUGUCUGAUUGUUAUUUAAUAUUUGAAAAUAACUGUUUAUGCAGUGUCUCUCAAUCAAGGGACAUUCACUAUAUCUGUGUGUCUUUAACCCAUUCAUGUGAUGUUUUGCUUUUGAAAAUGUUGACAUUAUUAUCAGCAGGAACAUAGAGUGAUAAUACACCAUAUAAGAUUGGAUUUACACAUGCUUCAGAGGUAUUAAAUAGUGCAGUAUGAUCUCAGAACUCACACACAAAUGGCCAUAGCAGAGUUUUGAGAUGAUGCUGUAAAAUAUAAAGUGACUUUAACAGAGAAAGUGACUUAGCCCUCCAAAUUCCAGCAAAGAGUGUUGUUCUUAAGUUUAUAAUGUGAGAAAUCUUUCUGUGAAUUUUUUUCUUUUUAUUGUUUUCUUGAUUUAUUCUGUUCUAAUGCAAAUGAAUUUUCACAGUUCUCUUUUAUGCAAAAUAAAAGUUUUAUUUAAGUCUGAAAACUGUACUGUGAUAUGACAUACAUGCGUUGUACAUAUUUGUAAGUCCUAUAUUCCUACAUAUCUCUUUUAUAAGAGUGUCAUUUAUAAGAGAUCUGAUUAUUCAUUUUGAGGGUAAAUCUGCAGAAUUUAUUUAAUAUAACCAAAAAAAAAAAAUAAAUACAAACUGCAGAAAUCUGUUACUGUUCAUUUCAAAUAUCAGUUUCCUGAUGUGAAUUCCUAAAAAACUCUCCCCAUAAUGCUGACUGUUUAUUUACCAAGAGGAUGAGGAUAUGUGAUGGAUAUUGAUGAGCUUAUUAAAUGUAUUUUCUGUGUUUAUGUUGGACAGGGACCCCCUCUGUGAGUCCUUCAUUAGGGUUUACCGUGAAGAAUGAUUUCAUAUGGAGAGUGAGGCAUUGAAGCCAUUCCCAUGCUGAUCGACUUCACAUGUAAAAUAAAAACCGAUAACAUUUUCAUUGUAUUUGCCACAUUAUAUUUUAAUGAAAGUCAUUAUGUAAUAUGCCCUGUACAGCUAAUUUGAA